CGCGCGUGCGUUCUGUUUCGGCUGUUGUUCCGGCUUUACCGGCGUGUCUGACUGCAGACUGCCGAAUGGUAUCGAUAUGAUAUUGUUUCGUUGUGCAGUUGUGCCUGCCACAUAACCCUCUGUCGGUAUGCCCAAGGCGUUUUAGCUCACGAACCAAGCGAUCGAUCAUGUUGCCAAGGCGAUCGCUUCGAUGCUUGCGCGCGUUCCACGCCGGAAAGUCGGUUCCGGAGACGUUCGUCCGUGCCUCCCGAUUGCUGCAGCCCAGUGCGUCCACGAAGUCUGACUCAAAGCAGGCCCUUUGUAAAAGCCAGAAGCUCAUGCUGGAUCAUGGACUGAUAAGCUCGACAGGUCCCGGAACGUUUGCCCUGCUCCCUCUGGCCACGAAGGCGCUGGAGCGCCUCGUCCAUCUAAUCGACUCCGAGCUCCAGCGAGUCGGUGGCCAGAAGACGUACUUUCCGUGCCUUGUGCCGAGUGCUCUCUUCAAGAAGACAGGUCGCUUGGACAAAUUGGGCCAAGAACUGUUAAUGCUGAAGGACAGGAAGGACCAUGACUACUGCCUUGGACCUACUCAUGAAGAAUCCGUAACACAACUCGUCGCAUCUUUGAAGACUUUGCCUCAUGCGUCUCUGCCACUUUUGCUGUAUCAGAUAACUCCGAAAUUUCGGGACGAAGCACGACCAAAGUUUGGACUACUUAGGGGUAGAGAAUUCAUCAUGAAAGAUAUGUACUCAUUCGACAAAACUGUUGAAGAGGCUGCUAAUACUUACAACAUGGUGUGUGAUGCAUACGGGAGGAUUCUGCAGCAACUCGAAGUGCCUUUUGUCAAAGUGAAGGCAUCCACAGGUGCCAUGGGGGGCAGUUACUCCCACGAGUUCCACUUUCUCAAUGACAUUGGCGAGGAUCGCCUUCAUGUAUGCACACAAUGUCAGACAGGCCUUAGUGUUGACGAAGCCGGCUCAGACUGCCAGGAAGAGACAUGUGAGAAUUGUGGAGGGCGCCUGCAAGAAGCGAGAGGCAUUGAGGUGGCUCACGCUUUCUGCUUGGGAACCACGUAUUCCGAGCUGCUCGGUGCGACCACUCAUCACGCCGAUGGAAAGAACAGACCGUUUGAAAUGAACUGCUUUGGGAUCGGCAUCACGCGGCUUCUGGCAGCGUGCCUCGAAAUGCUUGCAUCGGACGACCGGAUGCGGUGGCCCCUUUCCUUAGCGCCUUUCAGGGUUGCCAUUGUCACGCCCAAGCGAGGUAGCCAUGAAGUGGGAAGCUUGCCCUUGGCAGAACACCUAGCAGGGCAGCUGGGUUUGCUCGACCAGCUGCGAGGUGCGAUAAUUAUGGAUGACAGGGAUGACUGGACCAUUGGGAAAAGGCUAAAGGACCUUGACACCCUGGGAAUACCUUACAUCAUCGUUGCUGGCAAGAAGACCAACGAACCGGUGCCCCUGUUUGAGCUUUACGACUCACUAGAAGGCUCAACAGCUGAACUGACGCAUUCAGAACUCCUGCACUUCUUUCAAUUUGGACCAUUAGCUGUAAAGAGAAUAUACUAAAGUUAUUUAAUUGCCUUAUUA
Molecule: messenger RNA, 1565 nt
Organism: Rhipicephalus microplus (southern cattle tick)
Lineage: Eukaryota; Metazoa; Arthropoda; Arachnida; Ixodida; Ixodidae
Gene: ProRS-m
Product: prolyl-tRNA synthetase 2-like protein, mitochondrial
Biological process (GO): prolyl-tRNA aminoacylation
Cellular component (GO): mitochondrion; cytoplasm
Molecular function (GO): ATP binding; proline-tRNA ligase activity
Source: RefSeq, a predicted model, not a curated record